Messenger RNA from Neltuma alba, 1779 nucleotides. Its product is annotated as putative leucine-rich repeat receptor-like protein kinase At2g19210. The record is from RefSeq and is a predicted model, not a curated record. Bases 1 to 1779 code for a protein of 592 amino acids. Gene Ontology annotation, biological process: protein phosphorylation. Gene Ontology annotation, molecular function: ATP binding; protein tyrosine kinase activity. The transcript has 9 exons. NCBI's taxonomy places the organism in Eukaryota, Viridiplantae, Streptophyta, Magnoliopsida, Fabales, Fabaceae.
AUGGCAGAUGACGGAAGUGUUGUGGACUCGGGUCAAAUAUAUAAUUUAUCUUCUGAAUACGCCCUUGACGGUAACGAUGAGCAGGUUUGGCAGCAGAUGAACAAUGUAAGAAGUUUUCCAGAAGGGAAAAGGAAUUGCUAUACCCUCAAACCCAAACAAGGCAAAAACAACUUUUUUCUCGUUAGAGCUUACUACAAGUAUGGAAAUUAUGAUUACAAAAAUUCUGCUCCAUUCUUCCACUUCCAUCUUGGCGUUAAUUUCUGGACAGGAUCGGGUAAUACCAGUAACGAUAGAAGAACGGAAGCCAUUCAUGUUUCUCGAACCAACAAUGUUGAUGUACGUCUUAUCAACACUGGCCGUGGAAAACCCUUCAUUUCGCUGCUCGAACUCUGGCCUCUCAAGGAUUCUAUAUAUCUGAACGAGUCUGAUUUCUCGCCGCUAGGCGUCGUGACACGCUCUUCUUUGGGAACAUCUAAAGCAGAUUAUGUUUUCAUCACAUACCCAGAAGAUAUCUACGGUAGGUCAUGGUACCUCGGUAGAGAGAUCGAAGACUCAGAGCCAAUCGCUACAUCAGUUCUGAUCGAUGGCGAUGUGUCAAACUAUAAAUUACCCAGAGAAGUGUUGGGCACUGCAAUUCGUUCAGGGAGCGGUUCCUCCUUAUUUAUCGAGUUGGAUUACAGCACAAAUUACGAGUACUAUGUUUACCUUCAUUUUUAUGACUUCGUGGAGCGUCCUCAAGAUCAGCAAAGAAAGAUGGAAAUUACUUUCACGGAUACGAUCCGAGACAACAUAACUCUUCAAUACCGGGUGCUCAAAACCAUGGUGAGGAGGAUGCCUAAAGGGGAAUACCUUAGUAACAUUUCAGUCACAUCCACCCCAGAUUCUGGUUUGCCCCCCAUGAUCAAUGCUCUUGAAAUCUAUAGAGUACUGCCCCAAUCGGAUUCACCAACUCAGGAAAGGGACGUGAAUGCUAUGCGGAUUGUGAAACAAGCAUAUAAAAUCACCAGAAAUUGGCAAGGAGAUCCCUGCAUGCCACGCGGUUAUAGUUGGGACGGUCUGAAUUGUAGUUACUUUGACAACAUUCCCAGGAUCACUUCAUUGAACUUGAGCUCAAGCAAAUUGACUGGACACAUAAAUACUUCAUUUUCCGAUCUCAUAUCAUUGGAGUCCCCGGAUUUGUCCAACAAUCAAUUGAAGGGAGAAAUACCUGAAGUUUUAGGAAAACUACCCAAUUUGAAACUGCUGGAACAAUCUAAGUGGCCCAAUUCCAAAGGCCCUAACGGAGAAGAACGGCAAUCCUUUAAUAUUGAGGUAAUCCAAGUUCAAUCAUUAAUACAUGAUGCUAUUGGAAUUUCUCUUCCAUUUGUAGCGACAUUAUUUCAAAAUGACGGGAAUCUAAAAUCGAAAAACCGUGCUUUUAAUCACUGGCAAGUUCUUAGUAUUACCAAUUCCUUUGAGACUGUUAUCGGACAAGGGGGGUUUGGCAAAGUGUACCUGGGCACACUACAAGAUGGUACGAAAGUUGCAGUCAAGUUACUCUCAAAAUCAUCACAACAAGGGUUUAAGGAAUUUCAGUCAGAGGCAGAACUUUUGAUGGUUGUUCAUCAUAGGAACUUGGUUUCUCUUGUUGGCUAUUGUAACGAUGGUGACACGAAAGCACUAGUUUAUGAAUACAUGGAUGAAGGAAAUCUCCGACAGAAAUUAUCAGAUAAGAAUCCAUAUGCUUUGAAAUGGAAUGAGAGACUUCAGAUAGCAUUGGAUGCAGCAUGUGGUGUGUAA